This is a messenger RNA of Copidosoma floridanum, 3967 nucleotides long. Its product is annotated as Succinyl-coenzyme A synthetase beta subunit, ADP-forming. Gene Ontology annotation, molecular function: metal ion binding; ATP binding; succinate-CoA ligase (ADP-forming) activity. The record is from RefSeq and is a predicted model, not a curated record. Gene Ontology annotation, biological process: tricarboxylic acid cycle; succinyl-CoA metabolic process. Lineage: Eukaryota; Metazoa; Arthropoda; Insecta; Hymenoptera; Encyrtidae. Gene Ontology annotation, cellular component: succinate-CoA ligase complex; mitochondrion.
CGCUCAUAAGAGUCGCAACACUGUCGAGCGCGUCAAACAAAACACUGUUUCGCCUCGGUCUAUUUUUUUUUUUUUUUUUUUUUUUUCCCUCUUCCCACGAAUCCUUGUGGCCGCGUGUGCUUUUCAAAUUGUUCGCGAUUCCGAUAAAAAUAGAUAUAGGUACAUACAUAUUGUACACCGAAAAAGAAGAUGCUGAAGAACCUGGUGAAAUUCACAGUGAAAACCGGUCAGUCGAAAUCGUUGAACAAAGAGUGCCGUCGUCACCUCAACAUCCACGAGAAUUCGGCGUACUCGUUGUUGAAAUGCGCCGGCAUACCAGUCCCGAAGUACGGGCUCGCCAAGACGCCCGACGAAGCGGCCAAAAUAGCUGCCGAUCUCGGCUCCAAGGACAUCGUCCUGAAAGCCCAGGUUCUCGCCGGCGGACGGGGCAAGGGUAAAUUCAUCGGCAGCAACGCCAGUGGGGUCAUUAUGUGCGAAUCGCCGGAGGAGGCGAAACAGUUGGUCAGUCAGAUGUUGGGCAAGUACCUGGUGACCAGACAAACCGGCGAGGCCGGUAAGAUAUGCAACUCCGUGAUGGUCACCACGAGAAUGUUCACGCGGAAGGAGCUCUACCUCUCAGUGAUGAUGGCGCGCGAAUUCGAAGGCCCGGUGGUAAUAUCCUCGAAGGAGGGUGGGGUGAACAUCGAGGAGAUCGCGGCCACGAACCCGGGGGCGAUAUCCUACACGCCGAUCGACAUCGGCAAGGGCUUGAGCGCCGAGCAGGCGGACGCGAUCGCCUGCAGCUUCGGCAUCCCCGAUCCGGCCGCCAUCUCGGAGAUCGUUUGCAACCUUUACGAGCUGUUUGUGGAAAAGGACGCCACCCUGCUCGAGAUCAAUCCCCUGGUCCAGGACCUGUGCGGGCAGUAUUACGCGUUGGACUGCAAGUGCAAUUUCGACGACAGCGCCGAGUUUCGGCAAAAGGACCUGUUCGCCCUGCGGGACUGGAGCCAGAUGGACCCCGUCGAGGUGACGGCUGAUAAGUUUGGCUUCAACUACAUCGCUCUGGAUGGCAACAUCGCUUGCAUGGUCAACGGUGCCGGUCUGGCCAUGGCAACUAUGGACAUUAUCAAACUCUACGGCGGCGAGCCGGCCAACUUCCUCGACGUCGGUGGUGGAGCUGACGUCAACACCAUCACCGAGGCUUUCAAGAUCGUCAUGUCGGAUCCUAAGGUGGAAUCGAUUUUUGUAAAUAUAUUCGGUGGUAUUAUACGGUGUGAUAAAAUAGCGGAGGGUAUAAUCGCGGCGCUCAAGAAUCUCAAGAUACCCCUUGUGCCGGUGGUUGUGAGGUUGCAGGGUACAAACGCGGAAAAGGGGAGAAAAUUGAUAUUGGACGCGAAACUGAAAAUCAUUCCGAUCGACGACAUGGCGGAGGCCGCGGAAGCGAGCGUCUCGGUUGCCGAUAUUUGCCGAUUAGCGAAGAACCUCAACCUCGACAUUGAAUUGACGCCCAAAGCCAAAAAGGACAAAUCAGCAGCCGCAGCUCUUCCACCACCAAAGAUGGCCACCAUGCUGUCGCGGACGAUCAGCCUCGCGGAGUCUCUCAGCCGCUUCAACGGCGCCAAGAUAUUGGCAUGCGCCACAAACGGCAGCUUAAACAAGCAGCCCAGCCGGAAUCUCAAUGUCCACGAGCACAUAAGCUACAGCGUUCUCAAUGAAGCCGGCAUACCUACGCCCAAGUUUGGCGUCGCCAAGACACCAGACGAGGCAGCUAAGCUUGCAAAAGACCUCAACACCAAGGAUAUCGUGCUCAAGGCCCAAGUGUUGGCCGGUGGCCGUGGCAAGGGCCACUUCAAGGGCGGAAAUGUCAGUGGCGUCAAGAUGUGCGAGACGCCGGAGGAGGCGAAACAUUUGGCCAGUCAGAUGUUGGGCAAGCUCUUGGUGACAAAACAAACCGGCGAAGCUGGAAGAAUAUGCAACGCAGUCAUGGUCACCCAGAGGAUGUUUCCGCGCAAGGAGUACUACUUGGCAGUUAUGAUGGAGCGAGCUUUUGGAGGUCCAGUCAUCAUCGCCUCGAGUCAGGGUGGCGUUAACAUCGAGGAGGUCGCCGCCACCAAUCCUCAGGCCAUUAUGUACGAACCCAUCGAUAUCAACAAGGGCAUUACCAAAGAUCAGGCCGACAGAAUCGCCGUCAAACUUGGACUCGAAAACGUCAAAGAUUACAUUUCUCAGAUGAUACUCAAUAUGUACAGUCUGUUCGUAAAGAAGGACGCGCUUCUGAUCGAGGUGAAUCCUCUUGCCGAAGACAUCAACGGAAAAUAUUUUGCGCUGGAUUGCAAAUGCAGGUUCGACGACAACGCCGAGUUUAGGCAAAAGGAUCUGUUCGCGCUGCGCGACUGGACGCAAGAAGAUCCGAAAGAAGUAGAGGCUGCAAAAUUCGAGCUCAAUUACAUCGCUCUGGAUGGCAACAUUGGCUGCAUGGUGAAUGGCGCCGGCCUGGCCAUGGCAACUAUGGACAUCAUCAAGCUGCACGGUGGUGAACCGGCCAACUUCCUGGACGUCGGAGGUGGUGCGACUGCGUCAGCCGUCAAGGAAGCCUUUAAAAUCAUCACCUCGGACAAGAAGGUUCACGCGCUACUAGUUAACAUUUUUGGAGGUAUUAUGAGGUGCGACGUCAUUGCCGAAGGUAUUAUAGCUGCAACUAAAGAGCUUGACCUCAAAAUACCAGUUGUUGUUAGAUUACAGGGAACCAACGUUGAUGAGGCUAAAGCUUUGAUCGCAAAUGCAGGCUUAAAAAUCGUGCCCGUCGACGAUCUCGAUGAGGCUGCCCGAGUCGCUGUCAAGCUGUCCACUAUCGUCAAACUCGCUCAGUCCGCGAAUCUGAGCGUAAACUUCGAAAUACCUCAAAUCUCCUAAAAUGUGUUUCGUAAAAAAAAAAGAAAAAAAAAAAAUAAGAAAAAAUUAAAAUUUUAAACGAUUGAGAAGAAAGCUAAGUUAAUCGGUAAUAACUAAAAGUAAAUAAGUAAAGCAAUGUGUGAUAAUCGCACCUAUUGUUUCAAAGGGAGUGCAAUCAGUCACGUGUACACAUCCCAAGAGACAACACGAUUGCAUACAACACACAAUGCUAACGAAGUUUGUUGAGAAACCGUGCGCAACCUUUCAUCAAUGUGCUAGAGAUAUGCGAAUAAACGAGUUUUUGCUGCCACUCGCGCCAACUGUCAAGAUGAAUCGUGCACGUGUAGUAUAAUAGUGACAUUCACUUUGACGCUAUUGCGGGUGGCUAUCGAUUCACUUUAGAUUGGUUGUGCUGCACAUGGCAGUAAAAAUUAGAUACUUUGAUAAGUUACGUACGGUUCAUCGGUUAUAUUUUCCUGCUCUUGGGGUUGUAUUUGUUCCAAACUCAAGUUCGUCUGUUUAAAUGCGUUUUUAUUAAAAGUCUUUUGGUUGCUCCGAGCGCCAGAAGGACACGGGGCUGCCAAGUAACGUUGAAUAUGAUAAAUAUUUAUCAAUCUUGAAUGAACGUAAUAGGAAAAAAAGCAUCGCUGUAAUUCGUGUAUGGAAACAUGUAAUUAUACGCGCUGUAACUCAUACGAACACUUGAAUUUUUCUCUCUAUCUUUGAUGCAAGCAUGAAAAAAGAAACGAUAAAUCAUUGUUUUUCGUAACUUAAUUUUUAGUAAUUUAUUUUAUUCGAGUGGCUUUUACAUCUAAACUUUACACCUCUCUCGAGAGAAACGUAUGUGCUUCAGUAUUAAGGGAACAUUUCAGUGUUUGAAAGUAAAAAAAAAUAAAAUUAUUCUGGGUGAAAAAAAUAAAUCUCUAUGUUAACAAAUACGUUUACAUAUUUUUACACCUCCAGAAUUUCGGGAUAAACGGAGCAAAUGAACGAAUCAUUGUAAAACCUAAUCUUAAUAUUAUUGUGUUUGAGUCAGCCUGUUUAAUGUAAUAUAUAUACAUAGUUAUAUAUACAUAAAUUAUUUUACAUAAUUUCA